AUGAACACAAAGGAGAGCGAGAACAACAACAACAACAACAACGAGAACAACAAAAGCCCUACACCCGGAAGAAGAAGAGGAACACAGAUAGAGGACAUCAGGUACGCGAGUGAGAAGAUUUUGAGUGGUUUUUGUGACGGUGGUGGUGUUGCGACUGCUUUUGGAGAGUCAUCAAAAUCAUCAUCCCCUGUGGUCGCGCGCGAGGAGGCGUCUCGACGCGCGAUGGAAGGGUUGCUGCUGCUCGAUGAUGAAGACGAUUCAGACGACGAUUCAGACGACGACGACAAGGAGGGUUUACUGUUGGAGAAGGCGAAAACGACGAAACUGUUACCCAAGGAAACGAAAGCGGUCGUCGAUAUGAUCAGGAGAGAUGCAUCAAACGCGUUGAAAUUCGCACUGAUGAGUUGUGGUUGUUCCAACAAGAACCCAACAGUCGCCGGCGAGAUGUUUGCGACGCGAGAGAUUUUAUUUCCGGGUCGAGGAGGAGUUUUAGGAGAAGGAAAAGAAGAACGAGACGAUGAUGAGAACGAUUUUGACGAUGAUGAUAUCGCCGAUAUAAAAGAUAAAAUACUGUCGCGGAAAACGAUGGAGUUUUGGGAAGCCGCGGUGAGCAGGAUAGAGUUUGAAUACGAGAGGAGGAACGAUAGCGCGAGAAUCGAAGCCGCCGCGAAGCGGGUUCGCGCGCGGUACAACGAGUUUCUUUCCCAGUACGUCUACGCGUUAGACGCAAAGUACAGAGAGGAUAAAGAAAACAGAUCCGCGAACGAAGCGAUGGAUAAUUUGAAGUUACGCGUGUCGUUGUUAAAAGACGCGGUGAUGAAACGGAGAGAAGGCGACAAGGCGAGAAUUUUUAGUAAAAAGUUUGCGUUGGAAGCGAAACAUUUACUCGUGGAGUUGAAGAUGCCUUCGCCGGAAGCGGUGGCGUUGUAUCAGUUCGUCAGUUCGAUAGAUUUAGCAAACAACAAAUAG
Messenger RNA from Bathycoccus prasinos, 969 nucleotides. RefSeq lists its product with no specific name. The record is from RefSeq and is a predicted model, not a curated record. The transcript has a single exon. NCBI's taxonomy places the organism in Eukaryota, Viridiplantae, Chlorophyta, Mamiellophyceae, Mamiellales, Bathycoccaceae. Bases 1 to 969 code for a protein of 322 amino acids.